CUUUGACAAGACUUCGUCUUUUGGCUGUUUUACUCGUGGUGAGGCGAAAGCACUUACUUGCUUUCGCUCUCUGCAUGCACUGGUCAUACUGGGAUACGCUGCCAGCAACAAGUCUUGCUUUAUUGGUGGGGUUGGUUCAGUAUCCUGCUGGGCUCAAAGUAGUUAGCUACUAGAAGACAACUAACUUUCCUGUAUCAAGCAAGUGCAUCUAUUAUAUUUGGUAGUUUUCGACGGUGUGACACUACACGCUGCCGUUGAACCUUCAAAAUUAAAAAAAACAACAACCAUGGCGGCGGAAGAACAAGCCGUUCCCAACCGAGCGGAAAGACGCAGUAGCGGUGGUGGCAAUAGCGAUGCGCCAUUUAGCCGACAAAAGCGGUUUGAAUUGGCGGAUUUACUUCGAGACUGUGCGGCAUUGGUGGAGCAAAAUGAAAUGGAGCAAAAGACCUUUCAGAAAAUGUUUCGAGAACUCACAGAAUACGUGUCCGCUCACGGUGGUGGCAAGGUCUCGGAUUCUUCUGUUGCUUCUGCUGCAGCAUCGGUAUCACCCACUCCCUCGGAGGAAACAGCACCAGCUCCAACAGCCAAACCGACUGUUGCAACAGUAGCUCCAGAUCCACCAGCGAGUACCCAAAAAGCACCCAGCGCCCGCAAGGUGACUACUACCACAACGACAAAGCAUAUUCCGGCACCUUCGGCAGCACCCACGGCUGCUGCACGUCCGGUACGGCAAGAUGAGCACGCACUGUCCAAAGAAAAGAGUGUCAAUUUUAUUGAUUCUCUCAAGAAGAAUGUCAAGGUUUUUGGAGAAGAAGUCACUCAAAUUGCCCACACGGCACGAACAGAAGCCGCCAAAAAGGCCACAUCGGCCAAGAAUGCACUGCGCGUCAAAAAUGAACUUGGCUCGGAAUUGGGCGACGAAUGGGAGGAACACGGUAGUGGUGGUAGAACAUCGACAUCCGCAGCUGCACAAGCGUCAGCGCCAAAUCAACACAGACCUCCCUUUCAGCGUCCUGUCAAUCCAAAUUCCACUCUGAUUGCCAAUGGCUGGCUGGAACAACAGCGCCGUUCCAAAAUGAGAUUUGUGUGGAAAGAAGUCCUUGUUAGUUUAGUGGCGGGGCGAAAACCUGGAGAAGAAACUACUCUUUGGGUGCAGCGUGAAACGGUCAAUCCAACGACUGGACAAUCGGGUCUUGAAGCCCUGCAUCAGAUCCCCGUCAAGGGAAUGCAAGAUGUCAACUAUGUUGAUUUUUCUACGGAUCAUCGGUUUGUUAUUCAGGUCUACAACCUCAGCGAUGAAUUUGUGUUUCGUACACCAAACCAGGCCGACGCCGCAAAGAAUUGGGUUUCCACACUGCGUCUGACGCGCGAAGCAAUUAUGAACGGAGUGCCACCUCCCAAGGCUGGGGACCUACAGGGUGCCAGCAAGAGAACUAAACACUAUCCCGGUUACACUGGUGAAGAUGAAAAGAAAGCAGAAUCACCGCCCCAACAACAACCGCAGAAACAACAGCCGCCACCACCACAGCAACAAAAGCCUCCUACCCAACCCAAGGCAGGGCGUACUAAAAUAUCGGUUAAGGAAUUGCGAGCCAUUGCCCACGGUCAUGGCGUGAAUACUGCUGGCAUGGAGCGUGGCGAGUUGGAGGCUGUCGUGGCCAAAAUUCAACAGCAGCAGCAACAACAAAACGGACGAACCACACCAACCCCGCACCCAACGGCACCUCCACCGCCGUCAGCACAAAAACCAACGCCACCCGCCGAGGAAUCAGCAAAUCCUUUUGAUGAAGACAUGUCGGAGCGAGCAGCGACCCGUGCCAGGCAGAUGAAAAUGGACGAAGAAGCAGCGGCGAGACUCGCAGCAGAAGAAAGAAUCGAAGCCGAACGACAGCGAAUGGCUGCACAGGCAAAGGCCGCUGAGGAACAACGCCGUCGUGCAGAAUACCUACGUCAACAAGAAGCUCUCCGUCAGCAGCAAGCACAGCAGGCAGCUCGACAAAAAUGGGAAGAGGAACAACGUCGGCAACAGCAAUACUAUGCCCAGCAGCAGGCAUAUGCCCAGCAACAGCAGCAAUGGCAUCAGCAGCAACAACAACAGCAGCGCCAGCAAUGGCAGCAGCAGCAAUGGCACCAACAACAGCAACAGGCCCAUGCGCAUGCGCAUCACUUUCCAGGCCAUCAAACUCCGCCUCCAGGGCAUCACCCUCACGCACAGCCAGGGGCACAACCUAGACCCGGAGGUCCACCACCAGCCGGCAAUUCACAAGUCAACCAAAAGUGGGCCAAGCAGAUGGAUGAUUCCGGUGCAGAAUCUAUCACUGCCCUUAAACACCACAUCUUGACUCAGUGGGCUUUGCAACCACCUAAUAUGCAGAUGCUGCGCACAAUCGACGUCUUGCUGACGACAAUUCACUCCGUUUUCCCGCCAACCAAGGGAGUGCCCGGCCAUGAUUAUUUCAAAAAGUGGAAGACUGUAUCUAUGGAAAGUCUCUCAGAAGAGGGCCGUCCAGACGAAAACAAAUUGGCCAAGGCAGUGAAGAAGCUCCGUUUCUUCCUUCAUCCCGACAAGUUACCACGUGACCUGAGUGAAGAUCAAUCAUUUGUAUGCAAAAUGCUGUGGGAUAUUACCUCGGAUGCGUGGGAAGAGUACGAAAAGAAAAAAGAGGAUCUCGAUUGGUUGAACCAAUCGUGAGUACCCUACACUCAACUCCAAUUUCAAAAAAAGAAUGUGCGGCUUUGUGAUGUAUAAGGAGGGCACCAUACAUGUCUUGUCUAGUAUGUGUUUAUGGCAGUUUUGUAUAGCAUUUUGGUCAACAAUCGUAGCGGUUGAAUUUGCUGCCUUCUCUACUAGCAUAUGUUUCUUGGCAGCUAGCUUGCUGGAUGCGCCCUCGGUUGCGUUGCUUCUAGCAUUUGAAAGGUUGGUUAUAAUAUUUCUGCUCAACAUGAGAACAGUGCCGCGCACUCGGGGAGUUAGGACAGUUCUGCUCUGUCGCUGUAGGAGAUUCGAAUGGGGACCUUUCUGAUGGCUCCACAGGGCAGGAUGCGCAAUCGUUUGUAGAACUUGUACUCGUCCACCUCCCACUCACUCUCUGGAGGGUCAGCACCACCUUCGUUUUUCUUGUCCUUGUCGCUCUCCUGUUCCUGGGUCUUUUCACCAUUGCUCAUGAUGUCAUUGUUCUUUGCGACCGGGCGUUCUUUCAAGUGGAGUUGGUAUCGACCUUGAAGACGAAGGCGACCGUGUCCAUCAUGCCCCAUAGCCACCAUUUCGCAGUUCCGUGGAUUGCUCAGCAUGUUGAACUGGUGAAUUGUGUAGCGAAAGUAUCGCGCCAGAAGGACUCUAAUGGAGAUUCCAUGUGUUACCUGCGACAACAACAACAACAACAAAAGAAAGAAACAGAGUUUCAGCAUCACAAUCCAAUGACAUAGAGCAUCCCAAUGCUUCAGACAGCUUACCAGCACGUAGUUCUGACUUCGUCCCAUAUCAAAGCUCCUCCAAAGACUAUCCAAGAAGGUACUGACUCGAUCGAACACGUCCGAGGCCGACUCUCCGUGUGCAAAACGAUAGUAGAAUACUCCAAAGCGGUGUCGAUCCCGCUUCGCUUUGCGUAUGAGGUCAGGAUCCUGAUAGUUCCCAAAAUCUUGCUCCCGAAUGCGCGGAUCCUCAUGCCAUGUCAGACCCUGUUCCAUCAGUUUAGCAUACCACGCCUUGAGGCGCAUUUCUCGAUCAGGGAUAGAGGCAAACUCGGGGGAAUCAGGAUCGCACCAUGCCGAUACAAUGCCAUGAAACGUCUCCACUGUUCGUGCAUAGGGCGAGACUAUAAAGUGAACGGUUUCCGAUUUGCCCAGGACAUGGUUUUUCAAGUGUUGACCUGCCUUUCGCGCUUGUUCCCAGCCUAGCUUGGUCAAAGGCAUGGCAUUGUCAGGCGUUGUCGAGUACAACCCUUCAUCGACGUUACCCAUGCUCUGCCCAUGUCGCACCAUGACAACCUUGUUGGGCAUAAUCUUGGCAUUAUAUUGAGCUCUCGCGGAUCGAUGACUACUGGUCACCAUGUCAUCACCACUG
This is a messenger RNA of Seminavis robusta, 4063 nucleotides long. Lineage: Eukaryota; Bacillariophyta; Bacillariophyceae; Naviculales; Naviculaceae. The record is from the annotation of a GenBank genome assembly.